UCUAUUAGCGAAUGUUAACUAAAGUGUAAAAAUCAACUAGUAGUAGACAUGAGGUAGAUAUUUUAUAUUUUGAAAAUGAAUAUACUAUUUUACUAAAAUGUGGAUGUUUUCUCCUUUAAAUGAUUUCGUUUCUGGUUCUGAUGAUGUUGUUGUAAUGAUUCAGCUAAUGGAAAGACCCAGGAUUAACUAUGGUUGGAUUCCAGAUGAGGUGAGAGAGAGACAGUUGUAGCAUAUCACUCAUCGUCAUACCAGUGUCCACAGAGGUUUAUUUAUACUUAAAAUGUCAGCCAAUGUCACGUCACGUUCCAAUGAGGAGGGUGUUGUAGGUGAUAUAUAGUUAGCAUAGGGUGGGUCCCAUUGUUAAGAAUCAAAGGAAGAUGGAUGCAGCUCUGUAACAAUGAAUUUAAAAAGAAAACGUGAUAAGAUCAUGAAAGAACAUCUUUCUUCCCUCUACCUAAUGACCGGCCAUUUACAAAGGUCGUUCCAUUCAUACUCACCUGUCAGCAGCAUCUGCUGAGGCGAAUUUAAAUGUUUUGGUGACGUCAAGAGACCGCUGGAACUUUGGCAAUCACCAAGGCCCACUAGGUCAUAUAAAAGGCCUGUCCCAGAGUGUGUAGGAGAGAGAGAGAAAGAGAAGAGGGGAGGAAAAUAGAAGUGGAGAGAUAAGAUACCCAGUGGAGGUGUUUAUUUAAGUGGUGUCAUGUCUCUGGCACAUACCAACAACAGGGUUUGUCUGAGCUGUCUGUUUUGUGAGAGGCACACAAUACCUCAGACAAGCACAGAGACCAAGGGGGAACAGAAAUAAGGUGCGGAGGGAUCAGUGGGGCUUCCUCUUUUUCUACAUUUUCUUAGUGCAUGUGACCGGGGACAGCCAUGAGUAAACAGGCAACUCUGGCCACCUGCAUUGCCAAGUUGUAUGAAGGCGGCAGGCUGGAGAACUCUGGAACUCCAUCUGGGACGGUCAAGAAGACGAGUCCGACUCUGAUAGGUAGCCUGAGCAAUGUGGAGGUCAAGUUAAACACCCUGGAAGCAAAGGUGGAACAGAUUGAACAUACCCAGACGGAGGUGCUUCACAAGCUGAGUUCACUGUGUCAAGGAAUGGAGGCGCUUGAAAGAAGCCUUGUGCAGCACAAGCAUUGUGCCCAAGAAGCAAACGUGAUCAAAAAUGGUCAGCGAGAGAGCAGCAAACUUCCUUUGCUGACUGAGGUCAGAUCACUUUGUGGUGAAACUGUGGAUCUGCUUCAUAAUCUCAAGCACGAGAGCCAGCAACAGAGAAAGAAGAUUGAAUGCAUGGAAAGUUCUUUGUCCACUCUGGAGAAAGUUUUAGGGUAUGUGGGAGAUGCUUUCAGAAACUCAAAGAUUGUGGAGUUCAUCCUCAAUGGUGUGGUGCCUUGGAGAAAACAAGGCCUUGUGGACACUGUGGAUGAAGAGAAAAACAAACCAGAUGACAACGGCAUUAAACAAAACAACAGUUUCUGCCACCAGAGCACACAGACUUCAGAGGAGGUUAAAGAAGUAAUUUCAGCUGAGACUGAACUCCAGCAGCCAGAGGUCACUGUACCCACUGGUCCCAGCAGCCUACCUAUACCUGAAGCCCUUACAAAAGAAAACAAACCUCUGAUACCUGUCAGUAUAGGAGAAAACUCCAAAGCCUUAAGGAAGGCCAAGGAGGUCACAGUGAAAAGCAGAGCGCCUGCACAGGUUCAGACAUUUGCCCCUGAUAUCCAGCUGGAGGAGGAGAUUGAUGUGCAUUAUUUACCCAAACAAGAGACAGAUAUCCCAGCCGCUGCUCCGGCUAAUUCUGAAUGUGUCACUGCGACAACAACUAAAGUGGAAAAAGAUUCGGCUCUUCAGCAAAAGAGGGCUCUUGAGCAGGCAGACGCUUUGCAGGUUGGUGUGGAGGCUUCACUUGAGUCAGCAGUUCCUGAGCAACACGUGGAGCUAACGGUUGACGUUCCUAAAAAACAGGAUGAAGUUUCUCAGAUUGUUGAUGAGGCUUCAUUGAAACCGUCGGUUUCUGCAGAGCAACAGCUAGAGAAGGAUGUUUUUCACAAACCUAUGCUCUGCAUCAAAGAGCCUGUCGACGAGGUCAAGUCACAAAAUAUAGAGACAGCGGAGAGUGCAACACCUGUGCCAAAACACGAUGAGAAAAAAACUGAAUCUGAACCAGCUGACGAAAAAAAUGAAAACAAAACUAUUGAAAAGAUAUUGGAGGCUGAACUAUUAAAGAACUGUGCAGCUACAAGCCCACAAACAACAGCCAUUGUUGAGGGAGAAAAAGACAAAUCGUCACCUAUUAGAAAAGCUGAGUCACAGCUACUGAUCAUCGAUGACAGUCCACCUCUCCCAGCCCCGUUUGAUCACCGAAUCGUCAGCGCCAAGCAGGUUCCCAUGAACGCAUAUUACGCUGUCAACCCCGAUGAGGUGCUUGGCGGAGGACGUUUUGGACAGGUGCACAAGUGUGCUGAACUGUCGUCGGGUCUUACGCUGGCUGCUAAGAUUAUCAAAGUCAGGGGAAUGAAAGAGAGGGACGAAGUGAAGAAUGAGAUUGGAGUAAUGAACCAGUUAAACCAUGCGAAUUUGAUUCAGCUGUAUGAUGCUUUUGAGUCUCGAACUAAUCUCACACUCAUAAUGGAAUACGUGGAGGGUGGUGAAUUGUUUGAACGUAUCAUUGAUGAGAAUUACCACCUGACGGAGCUGGAUGCCAUCGUGUUUACCAGGCAGAUCUGUGAGGGGGUUCAGUACCUCCACCAGCAGUACAUUCUCCAUUUAGAUCUUAAGCCAGAAAAUAUUUUAUGUGUGAACAGCACAGGGAAUCAGAUCAAGAUCAUUGACUUUGGACUCGCCAGAAAGUAUAGACCCAGAGAAAAGCUGAAGGUCAACUUUGGAACCCCAGAGUUCCUGGCACCAGAAGUUGUCAACUACGACUUUGUGUCAUUUCCUACAGACAUGUGGAGUGUUGGUGUCAUCACAUACAUGCUUCUGAGCGGCCUUUCUCCAUUCAUGGGUGACAACGACACAGAAACAAUGAACAACAUUCUGCAUGCCAACUGGGACUUUGAUGCAGAGGCAUUUGAGAAUGUGUCAGAAGAAGCCAAAGACUUCAUUUCCAGCCUUCUUGUGCCCGCCAAAUGCAGCCGAAUGAGUGCGUCAGGGUGUAUGAAGCAUAGCUGGCUAAAUAACCUGGAGGACAAAGCCAAGAUGUACAAAGUUCGGCUGAAGUCUCAGAUGACGCUUCAGCGCUACCUCGCUGCUCACCGUCAGUGGAAGAAACAUUUCUAUGCGGUUGCGGCAGCCAACAGGUUGAAGAGGUUUCAGCAGAGCAGAUCAGUUAGUACUCCAAAUUAGCUGUUAACCUGGAGGAGAGCGUCAGCAGCUUGUCCGAAGAUCUGAAAGUGUUUAAUGUGUUCUUGCUUUGUUUGCAGCCAGUGUAAAAGCAACUUGUUAAAACCCAUCACAUUUUCGUAACGUACCUUGUUUGGAACACCGUCGCGUUUCAUUUACACUUCUUUAUCAUGCUUUCACACCAGGAGUGUACGGCAUGGAUUGCAGGGCAUGCUUUUGAACUACAUGAAAAAGCUUCUGUCCCUUCUGUGAAGGUGUUUUUCUUGGGCACUACUGCCUUAUAUUAGUAUUAAAAAUAAGGUGUUUUCAUUCUCAUGGUUCAAUAUUCAGUAAAACAACACGUAUCAUGAAGAUUUGAUGUAUAGAAACACAGUAUUUAUUAUACGUUUCUUUCUUUAAUUACAACUGGAAACAAGAUCUGAAUAACAGACCUGCAUGGUAUGUAAAAUUUGCAUUUAAAACCUUUCACUGGUUGUUCUGAAAUAUACGAAUGUUAAUGUUGUGCUUUCUAAGAAUUUAUUGCUUUUGUGUUUGUGUGGCUGCACGCAUUCAUAUGGUAAUAGCAUAACCACAAAUAAAUACACAAAGGUGGUUCUGUGCUUGGCAUGGCAACUGGCAUUCGAGUACACAGAAAUUAGCAGAGAAUUAAACGGCACUUCUGUCUU
This is a messenger RNA of Puntigrus tetrazona (Sumatra barb), 4010 nucleotides long. It is a transcript of the gene mylk3, whose product is annotated as myosin light chain kinase 3. Gene Ontology annotation, cellular component: nucleus; cytoplasm. The coding region runs from base 874 to 3348 and encodes 824 amino acids. The record is from RefSeq and is a predicted model, not a curated record. Gene Ontology annotation, biological process: protein phosphorylation; intracellular signal transduction; positive regulation of apoptotic process. The transcript has 13 exons. Lineage: Eukaryota; Metazoa; Chordata; Actinopteri; Cypriniformes; Cyprinidae. Gene Ontology annotation, molecular function: ATP binding; protein serine/threonine kinase activity.